Trichoplusia ni (cabbage looper) is the source of this 2223-nucleotide messenger RNA. RefSeq names its product facilitated trehalose transporter Tret1-like. Gene Ontology annotation, cellular component: membrane. Gene Ontology annotation, molecular function: sugar transmembrane transporter activity. The record is from RefSeq and is a predicted model, not a curated record. Bases 320 to 1780 code for a protein of 486 amino acids. Gene Ontology annotation, biological process: transmembrane transport; carbohydrate transport. Lineage: Eukaryota; Metazoa; Arthropoda; Insecta; Lepidoptera; Noctuidae. The transcript is spliced from 4 exons.
GGCCGUCGCGCUACCACGACACGCACGCGUCCUUCCCGCGCAAUGAACCAGCAAGCCAACAACACAUAAACCAUCAAAAUGAAGCCUAAUCGGUUAUAACGUUUUGUUCAAACCCCAUUUUUAAUAUUAGAUCGAAUAUAUAAUUAUUGUGAUAUUUAGUUAGUUCUUCUGUAUUUUUAAUAUUUAUAAUCGUUACGAUGAUUUCAUUUUACUUUAUUUAAUGUUCUUAUUUUUAAUAUAUAAAUAAAUUCAGUGCUCAAGAUAAUCUCAUUCCAAAGUCGCGCAGUUAUAUACUAGAAGUCUUGCUACAAGAAUUGCGAUGACAGCAAAAACUCGUUCACAUUGGAAGGAAUAUGGAACAGCACUAUGUGCAACGCUUAUCACCGCAACUGCGGGUACCUGCUACGGCUGGCCCUCACCUACAUUACCGUACCUACAGUCACCUGAGAGUAAGAUACCAACUUCACACGACGAGGGAUCAUGGAUAGUCUCGAUAAUGAUCCUGUGCUCAGCGUUGACGCCGAUCCCCUCCGCCUACUUCGCGGAUCGGUUUGGGAGGAAGACCACGCUGCUCCUCGGAGCGGUGCCCUUCAUCCUCGGGUGGAUCCUGGUGAUCGUGGCCAAGUCUGUUGCUGUCCUGUACGUGGCGCGCAUGUUCUCUGGCCUGGGCUACGGAAUUGUCUACACAGUUGCUCCAAUGUACACAGGAGAAAUCGCUACCAAUCAAGUUCGAGGCGCUCUCUCUACACUCAUCACGUUAAUGAAUAAAGUCGGAAUUCUUGCCCAGUACUGCAUCGGUCCGUUCGUGUCGAUGCAGACCCUCGCCGCCAUCAACUUGAUCCUGCCCAUCACAUUUGUUAUUACCUUCAUCUUUCUGCCCGAAUCUCCUUACUACUACUUAAAGUUCGAACAGAGUGAGAGGGCUGAACGUUCCCUUAGAAAUCUACGUAGUGGUGAUAUAAGAACUGAACUCAAAAGCAUAGAAUUAAACGUUCAAGAAGAUAUGAAGAACCGUGGAACUUGGAGCGACUUGAUAACUGAAGCCACCAAUAGAAAAGCUAUGUGGAUCACGCUGGGAGUGUUUACUAUACAACAGCUGUGUGGCAGUGCCGCUGUCGUGGCCUACGCUCAAGUCAUAUUCAACUGCACCGCCAACCCAAGUGCCACCACUAUACUUCCUAACGGCACAGUAUUAGAAACGGCUGGCGGCAUAGGUCCCAUGGAGCCCUACCAAGAGUCUAUCAUUCUUGGAUGCGUUCAAGUCGCCACUUGCGUCUUAUCCGUAAUACUCGUGGACAGAGUGGGCAGGAAGCCACUUCUCUUACUAUCAGCUCUAGGAGUGGGGCUCAUGAACGGUACAAUUGGUACAUAUUUCUACUUCGAUCACGUCAACAAGGCCGCCGUGUCACAACUUCACUGGUUGCCGCUCGCUGCUCUGCUCUGCUACAUCGUGUGCUACGCUAUUGGUUUAUCGACGGUACCCUACGUCAUCAUAGGAGAAAUGUUCCCGACCAACGUCAAGCUGUACGCUUCCUGUAUCGCUCAUAUCUACACUGGCAUCUCCAUGUUCACAGUCCAAAAACUAUUCCAGGUGGUAAAGGACGCGUACGACAUCUACACAGUAUUCUGGGGCUUCUCGGCGUUCUCGCUCCUGGGGCUGGUGUUCAUGCUGGCGGUGCUGCCGGAGACCAAGGGCAAGUCGUUCGCGAGCAUCCAAGCGCAGCUGAAGCGCGAGGUGGCGCGAGACAACGCUAAGAAACUCGCCACCGUCGAGUACUGAGCGUAGGCUCGACACCGCCCGGAUAAGUUCUCACUAGUUUAGCAUAAGCUUUACUUUAAUGUGUUUUAAGGGAUCAAGCAAGUUGGAAUGACAGUUAAGGAUAUUGAUACUUAAAGUUUAAUAUACUUUAGCAUAGUAUAGUGUAACAACGUACAGUUUUGUAUAAAGUAUUGUAGACACUAUUACAAGAGUAGCCUAUGUAGGCACAGUAGAGGGAGGAUGGUGGGCGCCAGUAGGGUCGUGCCGGAGAAGGCGGUGAAGUCCUCGGGGUCGUAGUGGGCCGGCAGCGAGCGCGAGCGGAUCACCUCCGAGUACAGCUUGGCCGAGUGCUUCGCCGUACGAGUCUUGUUCGGACUCUUGAAAUCAACCAGAUACAGACCGAAGCGGGACCUGCAAAUGCAUUUACAACUGUGAAAAGAGUGAAAUUAGACAUUUCUGACUGA